This is a messenger RNA of Tetrahymena thermophila SB210, 327 nucleotides long. RefSeq lists its product as hypothetical. The record is from RefSeq and is a predicted model, not a curated record. NCBI's taxonomy places the organism in Eukaryota, Ciliophora, Oligohymenophorea, Hymenostomatida, Tetrahymenidae. The transcript has a single exon.
AUGUAGGUAUAUUUUCAUUUUGAACAAAAUUUUUAAGAAUACAAAUUUUAAAUUUAAGAAUACUUUAAUUUAAAUCAAAAGAGAGAAAUUUGUCUGAUUAUAAAUGUAAUAAAGACUUCAAAUAUGCUAAUUUAAAUCGAAUUCUAGAAUGAAAACUUGUUAGGAAAAUUAAAUCACUAUGCAUUUCAAGUAAAAUUUGGUAUUAAUGCAAUUUAAGAUAGAUUGUAAGUUGUCUUUAGACAAUUUAAUUUGAAAACUAAAAUGUAAUUUUACGACCACAAGCUAAUAUAAAAAUGUUUAUUAUGUGUGAAUUUACUGCACUUCUGA